Molecule: messenger RNA, 1133 nt
Organism: Capsella rubella
Lineage: Eukaryota; Viridiplantae; Streptophyta; Magnoliopsida; Brassicales; Brassicaceae
Product: cyclin-D4-2
Exons: 6
Coding region: 179-1120 (313 amino acids)
Biological process (GO): mitotic cell cycle phase transition; regulation of cyclin-dependent protein serine/threonine kinase activity
Cellular component (GO): cyclin-dependent protein kinase holoenzyme complex; cytoplasm; nucleus
Molecular function (GO): cyclin-dependent protein serine/threonine kinase regulator activity
Source: RefSeq, a predicted model, not a curated record
GCAAAUUCUACAAAACAAAAACAAAAAAAAUCCAUUAAAAAAAAAAAAAAAGAAACAGAGACCAAAAUCUUUUCUUCAGUUCAAUCUCUAAAAACUAUAAGAAGGAUUUUUUUCCUCCAAAUCCUGUAACAGUAAAAUUUUGUAUAAAUCGAAAAAGCAACAAUUUUGACGCUUCACAAUGGCAGAAUUUGUAGAACCAAAUCUCCUAUCCACAGAGACCAUCAAUUUUGAUGAUGAGAAGAGCAAUUUUGUUGACACAGUCUCGAUUACUGCUCUCGAGACAUUGAUUUUUCAGAUGGGUUUCCCUCCGGAGAGCGAAGACAUCAUUUUAGAGAUGAUUGAGAAAGAGAGACAACACUCUCCCAGAGAUGAUUACCUCAAGAGACUGAGGAAUGGGGAUUUGGAUUUGACACUCAGACGUCAAGCCCUUGAUUGGAUUUGGAAGGCUUGUGAGGGGCUUAAAUUUGGACCAAUGUGUAUAUGUCUCGCAACAAACUACUUGGAUCGUUUCUUAUCUGUUCAUGACUUGCCUAGUGGAAAAGCUUGGACUGUACAACUGUUGGCUGUGGCUUGUUUGUCAUUGGCAGCCAAAAUAGACGAAACCAUAGUUCCAGAUUUAAUACAUUUGCAGGUUGGAGAUCCCCUUUUUGUAUUUGAGCCUAAAUCAAUCCAAAGAAUGGAACUUUUGGUGUUGAACGUAUUGAGAUGGAGGUUACGAGCCGUGACUCCAUGCUCUUACAUUAGAUAUUUCCUGAGUAAGAUCAAUGGCUAUGAUCAAGAACCACCUAGCAGACUGAUAUCCAGAUCGCUACAAGUGAUAGCCAGUACAACCAAAGGUAUUGACUUCUUGGAGUUUAGAGCUUCAGAGAUUGCUGCUGCAGUUGCUCUUUCUGUUUCUGGAGAACUUAGCACAUUACACUAUGACAAAGUCUCCUUCACUACUUUCUUCUCACACCUUGAAAAGGAGAGAGUGAAGAAGAUUGGUGAAAUGAUAGAGAGAGAUGGGUCAACUUCAUGUUCACAAACACCCAAUAAUGUAGUCUUACCAUUCAAGACUCUUUAUUCUCCUUCUCCUCUUUCUCCUUCUUCUGUUUCUUCCUCCCUCACUUCUCUUUCUUAAUUUUCUCUCUUUU